Teleopsis dalmanni is the source of this 649-nucleotide messenger RNA. RefSeq names its product protein CEBPZOS. The transcript is spliced from 2 exons. Lineage: Eukaryota; Metazoa; Arthropoda; Insecta; Diptera; Diopsidae. The record is from RefSeq and is a predicted model, not a curated record. Bases 48 to 332 code for a protein of 94 amino acids.
GUAAAAGAAAUAGUUAAAAAUUAGAAAAGAAUUAUAAUUUUUGUGUAAUGUUGCCGAAAACACCAAAACCAGCAGUGUGGAAAUUUAUUAAAAGUAGUGCAAAAACUCUUUUUAUAUUUGAAGCCGUUUGCUUUGCUGCCUCCUACGCCGUUUAUUAUCGUAUGAACACGAAUCGAGAUUUCCGUUAUUACAUCAACGAAAAUUUUCCAUUUGCGCUCGACUAUUUUUAUAAACUUGGUGAAUUUUUGGGGGAAAGCAACUUACGUCAAAUUGAUUCUUCUGUCUGGAAAAGUGAAACCAAGAAAUUGGGUGAACAUCAAAAAGGGGAAUAAAUAAAGAAACACAAGACCAGUCACCAGGUAGAUCAUCAACUCGAGAUUCCAAAACGAUCUAUAUUAAAACCUAUAUAUAUUACUCCUAUUUAUAAAUGGCAGGAAGCCCAUACGUUAAAUCCUUAUUUUGGUUAGCAGCUUUUGGUGGCAUUGGAUACGGACUACUUAUUGCAACCACACCAUCUGGUGAGAAGUUAGAACGUAUCAAAUCAUCAUCUUCGCAAUCUUUUCCAACAGUUGAAAACAAAAAUAAGCAAUUGUUUAUGGAUCAACUGAAAAAAUCAGCUAAUGUGACAGAUGAAAUUGAAGAUCCUACU